This is a messenger RNA of Kogia breviceps (pygmy sperm whale), 2394 nucleotides long. It is a transcript of the gene CCNG1, whose product is annotated as cyclin G1. Gene Ontology annotation, molecular function: cyclin-dependent protein serine/threonine kinase regulator activity. Gene Ontology annotation, cellular component: cytoplasm; cyclin-dependent protein kinase holoenzyme complex; nucleus. The record is from RefSeq and is a predicted model, not a curated record. Lineage: Eukaryota; Metazoa; Chordata; Mammalia; Artiodactyla; Physeteridae. Gene Ontology annotation, biological process: regulation of cyclin-dependent protein serine/threonine kinase activity; mitotic cell cycle phase transition.
CAGGAGGCCAGGCGCGGCCCCUUCGGCUCCGAGCUGACCCCGUGGAGGGCAGUGUCGUCUCGGCGGCGCUGCAGAGACCUCCACCCAAGACGGCUCCCCCUCCCCGGGCCUCUCCCGUCUUGCCCGCGAGCCCUCUCGCCUCAUAGGCCUCUCGAUUCUAAUAUCUUGGGGUGAGGUGAGAGCAGGCCCGGGGAGGGUGGUUACCGCUGAGGAGCUGCAGUCGCGAUCAAGAUGAUAGAGGUACUGACAACAACUGACUCUCAGAAACUGCUACACCAGCUGAAUGCCCUGUUGGAACAGGAGUUGAGAUGUCAGCCAAAGGUCUGUGGCUUGAGACUAAUUGAAUCUGCACACGAUAAUGGCCUUAGAAUGACUGCAAGACUGAGGGACUUUGAAGUAAAAGAUCUCCUUAGUCUAACUCAGUUCUUUGGCUUUGACACGGAGACAUUUUCUCUAGCUGUGAAUUUACUGGACAGAUUCCUGUCUAAAAUGAAGGUACAGCCCAAGCACCUUGGGUGUGUUGGACUGAGCUGCUUCUAUUUGGCUGUAAAAUCAAUAGAAGAGGAAAGGAAUGUCCCGUUGGCAACUGACUUGAUCCGAAUAAGCCAGUAUAGGUUCACGGUUUCAGACAUGAUGAGAAUGGAAAAGAUUGUGUUGGAGAAGGUGUGUUGGAAAGUCAAAGCUACUACUGCCUUUCAGUUUCUACAACUCUAUUAUUCACUCCUUCAAGAGAACUUGCCAUAUGAAAGGAGGACUAGCCUUAAUUUUGAAAGACUAGAAGCUCAACUUAAGGCAUGCUACUGCAGGAUCAUAUUUUCUAAAGCAAAGCCAUCUGUGUUGGCAUUGUCUAUCAUUGCCUUGGAGAUCCAGGCACAGAGGUGUGUAGAGUUAACAGAAGGAGUAGAAUGUCUUCAGAAACAUUCCAAGAUCAAUGGCAGAGAUUUGACUUUCUGGCAAGAGCUCGUAUCCAAGUGUUUAACUGAAUAUUCAUCAAACAAGUGUUCCAAACCAAAUGUUCAGAAGUUGAAAUGGAUCGUUUCUGGGCGUACUGCACGGCAACUGAAGCAUAGUUACUACAGAAUAACCCACCUUCCAACAAUUCCUGAAAUGGUCCCUUAAUUGGAUUCUUACAGCAACAAAAAACUCUUCUGAAGCCUUUCUCCACAAUCCUGAGCUGUGGAUUCCAUAAUGUUAUAAUGGAUUUAAGCUGUGAAGCCUCAAAACAUCACAAGCAGAUUAACAUUGGUGUUCUCAGAUUUGGGAAAACUGCCUAAUUAACAUUACCCUAUAGUGGAAUUACUCACAUUUGAAUUCACCUGUGAAGCAUACAAAUCAAAGCUAACAGCAUAAAUGUGAAAUACUAAUGACAAGCCUGGGAGGGUAAACUGUGAAUCUUCAUUUCUAACAUUGAUCCAACUUUCUGUAUUGGGUCAAUAUAUUGUAUUUAGGUGGUGUAAAAACAGUAACCUACUUAAUUUAAAUUUAAACUUUAAAUUUAAAUAUGAGGUUUACAUCAAAACCACCACUUCACAAACGCACUUUUAAGGCAUAAUAAGGGUCAGUAUUCUAGGCAGUGAAAAUGGUUUCUUGGCACCCAUAAUGCAAGUAAUAUAUAAUCCAGAGAUGUGGACUUUAUUGCUACAUGGGAAUCACAUUUAAAUCUGAGGGCAUUUUAUAUAAAGCAAAACUAGACCUAUUAAUUUCAGCAUAUUAAUUUAUCUUUAAUAUUUUUCUAGAAAACAGGUAAUGUUUAUAUCCAUGAUUUUAAAAGUUUUAUACAAAAUUUACUGCCUGUCUAGUCCCGUCAAGAAAAUUAGAAAAUUAGUUUUUAUUGUAGUAGUAACUCAAAUUAACGUCACUCUGAAAACUUUCUGAUUUAACACUCCAGAAGUUUUUACUAAGCACUGUUUUUAUGAAACUGUCAUUGCUUCUAAUUUAGAAUUUCGCUUAAAAGGGAGAGAAUAUACUUUCAUUAAUUGCCCCUACUGUGCCAAAAGAAAGUAUUAAGAAAGGUAAGUAGGCAUCUUCAUAAUUAAAAGGUUGCGGAGGUAGUGUUCAGGAUUUCAGGGAACCUAAGGAGAUCUACUGUGUUAAAGUACUAUAAACAGUUAGUGUAAUGUGUAGCCUGAAUCCAUCCAGGAUGGCUGUACCCAAAUUUGACAUCACGUUAUGGGGAGAUAUGCAUUGGAAAAUAAACCAAAGAACCACAGUGUAUCUUAUACUUUUUUGUAAACCAUGUUUUAUGGAUAACUUUCCAGUUUUCCCAAAAGACUGAUAAAUUUCAAUAUUUUGAAUACAUCAGUGUUAAUUUUGAGUUGGCAGAGGUAACCUAACCAACUACCGUUAUGUUUUGGUACUAAGGGAUAUACCUUUCAAUAAAGUUACUGAAAUGCA